GCGUACAAACUCCCGCUAGCUCCCACUAUAAAUAAGCUAGGGUUUUUUAUUUUAAAAAUAAGCUAGGGUUUAAGUAAGAUACUUUUUAGUUCUGUAUGCGUAGGGGUUUAAAUUCGAAUACCGCUUUGAAGAAUGUCUUUCUGGGGGAUUGAAGUAAAAGCCGGAAAACCGGUUUCGCAUUGCUUUGAACGGACACGACGGCUUCGGAUUUCUCAGGCAACAUUGGGUAUUGGGGAUUCGACAACGAGGAGCUUGGUUCAGUGUAAUGUGGGAAAUAAGACUCCGGUGUUUCUGUGUGCCUUGUUGCCUGACAAGACGGAGUCAUGCCAUUUGGAUUUGGAAUUUGAGGAGGAAGAUGGUGUGGUCUUUUCUGUUCUUGGACCAAGAAGUGUCCAUCUAACCGGUUAUUAUCUGAGUAAGAGUUCUCAUACAUAUGCACACAGUGACACGGAGUCAUAUGGAGAGGAUAUAGCCAACACAGACACGGAGUUGUCCAAUCAGUGCAGUGAUGAUGAUGAAUAUGAUGAUAGCUUUAUAGAUGAUGAUGAGCCGGAUGUUUUCCCAUCUUCACCGGUUUCAAGUGAUGAAGAUGUAGUAGGAAACAGGAAAGGCAACUGCAAACGACUUAGGAAGAAACGCCAAGUAAUUGUGUCUGAAGAUGACGACACUUCACAAGAAAGCGGAGAUGAAGACAAAUAUAUCUUGUCUGCAUCUAAAAAUAAAGUAGCUCCGAAGGAAACAUCUUCAGAAAGUGGAGAGGGGAGUGGCAGAUUAACAGAUGAGCUUACUGAUCGGGCAGAAAAUGGUGACAGUGGUAAAGAGGAAAAGGUUGACACUAUGGAUAUGACAAAUGUGAGUAACAUUUGCAAGGAUCAACUUGUAAGCGACAAAGGUGAUCACAAGUUAGAGCCAGAAUAUGAUGCUGAGUCUGCAAAGAGAGCAAAGCCCAGCAAGAAAAGGAAAAACAAAUCUGAGGAUGCAAAAUCUAUUGAAGUUGGUAUCAGUGGCCAGGAGAACAUGUCUGUUGAUGAUAAAACAGAGCAACUCACCAAGUCUGACAUGAUGCAUGAAGUUCCUAUAGGAAUUGAACCCCAUGCUGAUGAGCUAUCUGAAAAUGGUCCAAAACUAAAGAAGAGGAAAAAAAGGAGUGAGGGAGAGAGAUUGAAUGAAUGCAAAGAUUCCAGUCCUAGUGAUGAUCUCAAAGAGGUCAAGCAAGAUGCUGAGGGUACUGAUAUCAGCAAGGAUUUACCAGCAACAACUGGAGAAAAUAAAUUGCGAACUAAUACUCAAAGUAUCAACAUUAAUUCUGGCGUAGCUGAUGGAUUCCUAUCUGAGAAGAAGCCUGAAAAAAAGAAGAAAAAGAAGACCAAAGUUGAGGAUGGGGGAACUAACAUCAUGCCUGAGCCUGAUAUGCCAGUGAAUGAAAAUUUUGUCAUAGCCCUGGACAAGGGUCCGAAUGUGGAGCCCUCUCUAGUGAGAACCUUGUCAAAUGGAUUGACUAUUGAAGACCUUUCAAUGGGUGAAGCAGAUGGAAAAGUUGCUACUCCAGGAAGAAAGGUAAAAGUGUACUAUACUGGCAUGCUAAGACAGAAUGGACAGGUUUUUGACUCCAAUAUUGGCAAAACUCCUUACAAAUUUCGCCUAGGCGACAAGCACAUUAUUGAUGGAUGGAACAUUGGUCUUGAAGGUAUGCGUGCUGGUGGCAAAAGGAGACUUACUGUCCCUCCAUCAAUGGGUUAUGGAAGUCAGGGAGGUGGGGAAAACAUACCACCAAACUCAUGGUUGGUUUAUGAGAUCGAACUGGUUGGCGUCCGGAGAUGAUUUUGCUUGGCUUUUCUGCUACAUUUUACCUUCAAAAGAUGAUGACUCUGGCAGAGAGUGAGAUAUCUGCUUCCAGAGAUUUUGGGGAAGAGAAGGGGGCAGAGGUGUCUCAAGGAACACUAAAGAAUUUACUAUUCAUUUUAUGUGAACAAUCAAAUAUCAAUCUAUUAUUGUGUAGACAAUAUAGAAGUGUACAAGGAUUACUGUUCUCAGUACUGGGAUUGAUUCUUUUCAUCAUUUCAUCAGUAAUCUCCACUUGA
Molecule: messenger RNA, 2081 nt
Organism: Ipomoea triloba (trilobed morning glory)
Lineage: Eukaryota; Viridiplantae; Streptophyta; Magnoliopsida; Solanales; Convolvulaceae
Product: peptidyl-prolyl cis-trans isomerase FKBP53-like
Exons: 10
Coding region: 133-1821 (562 amino acids)
Molecular function (GO): peptidyl-prolyl cis-trans isomerase activity
Source: RefSeq, a predicted model, not a curated record